AUGAACUAUUUCACCGUUUUCUUCGUGCUCCUGCUCUCAUUCAACACCGCCUCAGCACAAUUCGGAUACAUGCCAUAUGGUUACGGUAUGAUGCAUCCUCCAAUGAUGGGACCUUACGGCUACCCUGGCUACGGUUACGGUGGAUAUGGUCCCUAUGGCGGCUAUCAUGGAUAUCAUAACCCUGUUGGAAGUGCUUUGCGGGGGGCUGUAGCAGGUGCCGCACUCGGAUUAUUAAUGGGAAAGAAAUAA
Molecule: messenger RNA, 249 nt
Organism: Caenorhabditis bovis
Lineage: Eukaryota; Metazoa; Nematoda; Chromadorea; Rhabditida; Rhabditidae
Source: the annotation of a GenBank genome assembly